AUGGAGAAGCUAAAGUGGAUAGAUAAGAUACCAAAUGAAGAAGAUCUAGUACUCAAAGAAAGAUAUCUACUGAGCACUCAAAGAAAGAAAACUGGAUCGGACCCAUUCUGCAACAAGGGCGCCUUCUACAUGACGUCGUCGAAGUUACAGUUUUAUACUAAGCAGGAGAAAAUUAUAUAUACUCGUCCAAAAAUAAUUCAUCCUAGAAUAGUUGUACUUAUAAAUGAUUUGACUUCACUUUUAAGAAUGCCGUCGGUCGAAAAAUGUGAUGAUGGUGGAUUAAGGGUCAACGGUAAAGGAAAGAAAAUGCGCAAACCCCGGACGAUAUACUCAUCCCUUCAACUGCAACAGUUGAAUCGGCGGUUUCAACGGACGCAGUACCUCGCGUUGCCUGAACGAGCAGAACUUGCAGCCAGCCUGGGACUUACUCAGACACAGGUAAAGAUAUGGUUCCAAAAUAGACGCAGUAAAUACAAGAAAAUGAUGAAAGCAGCACAAGGAGGUCCCGGCGGUCCUGGAGCUUCACUGGGCGGUCUAGGCGUUCCUGGUGAACAAAGUCCUCCAGGAAAUAUUCCCGGCAUGCAUGGAGGAAGUAGCAGUGGAUCACCACACUAUCUCGGUACGUCAGGAGGCCCAGGUGGCGUGGGCGGUCCAGGUGGUCCCGGUGGUCACAGCCCCACACCUUCAUCCACCCCUGUAUCGGAGCUGUCACCAGGGUUGAGUCCGCCGGGAGUACCCUGGGAUCACAAACCUCCUCCCGGUCCACCUCAGCAACCGCCACAACCGCCACAGAUGGGCGGAUAUGUUCCGCAGUACUGGUACCAGCCGGAGUCAAAUCCAGGACUUCUGACGGUAUGGCCAGCAGUGUAA
This is a messenger RNA of Ctenocephalides felis (cat flea), 870 nucleotides long. Its product is annotated as homeotic protein distal-less-like. NCBI's taxonomy places the organism in Eukaryota, Metazoa, Arthropoda, Insecta, Siphonaptera, Pulicidae. The record is from RefSeq and is a predicted model, not a curated record. Gene Ontology annotation, biological process: regulation of transcription by RNA polymerase II. Gene Ontology annotation, molecular function: DNA-binding transcription factor activity, RNA polymerase II-specific; RNA polymerase II cis-regulatory region sequence-specific DNA binding. The coding region runs from base 1 to 870 and encodes 289 amino acids. The transcript has 6 exons.